AUGAAAAAAGGAGAAAUGAAGUGUUUUGUUGGAGAUCUUAUUUAGAAUCAUACUAUCAAGUUGGGUGUCAAUAUAUUGGAUAAAUAAGUACUAGAAUAUCUCAAGUAGAAUUAGGCCUCUGAAAAGAUUUCAUUUUCAUGGUAUAAUCCAUCAGGUUAUGGUAACAUGUAAAAGCAGGUUUCAAUAGAUGAAAAAUUUGAGAUAACUAUCAUUGAAAAUGGUGAACAUUAAGGAUGCAUGAUGCUUCCAGAUGGUGCAUUUGAUGUGAAUAGUUAUCACUAGGUUAAGACUGAGAUCCUUUCAUUUAUUGAGUAGAGAAUCGAAUAAAAGGAUAAUAAGACUAAUCAAGCAUAAUCUACGAAAUAGCAGGAAGAUAAAAAUGAAGCUCCAAUGCAUGGAGCAGUAAAUGCUGCAACAACUGGGCAUUUCUAGCUCCUAAGAAGAAGAGUGUACAAAAUUAAGCAAGUCCUCGAAGAGAUCAUUGAUCGCUAGAACGUUGAAAGAGAGAAAGAGGAAAGCUAUAAAGAAAACCUCAAAUCAUUUAGCUCGGCUUUCUUUAGAUUAGUUAUGGGUUAGAUCCUUGUGCUGAUAGGCUGCGGCAUAUAUGCCGUUUUCAGUUUGAAACAGUUCUUCCUUAAAAAGCACAUCCUCUGA
This is a messenger RNA of Stylonychia lemnae, 654 nucleotides long. Lineage: Eukaryota; Ciliophora; Spirotrichea; Sporadotrichida; Oxytrichidae. The record is from the annotation of a GenBank genome assembly.